This is a messenger RNA of Cinclus cinclus, 2109 nucleotides long. RefSeq names its product acrosin-like. The record is from RefSeq and is a predicted model, not a curated record. Gene Ontology annotation, molecular function: serine-type endopeptidase activity. The transcript is spliced from 12 exons. Gene Ontology annotation, biological process: acrosome reaction; proteolysis. Lineage: Eukaryota; Metazoa; Chordata; Aves; Passeriformes; Cinclidae.
AUGGCUUUGCUGGGACUGCUCGUCCUGCUGGCCCUGACCUGGCCCGUGGGGGCCGCCUGGGACACGUGCAGAGGCACCUGCGGACUCCGGCCCAUGGCCUUCGACCACAGAUCGCUGGUUCCCGAAAAUUCCCAGGACUCUGACUAUGGAUCCUGGGAUUCUUUCGAAGACACCUCGCAGGACAUGGGUGGCACUGGGGUCCACCCAGGGGCCUGGCCUGGUGUCAUCAGCAUCCAGGCCACCUUGGACAAUGGCACGUGGCACAUGUGCUCGGGGGCACUCAUCCACCCCCAGUGAGUGCUGACAGUGGCCAGCUGCUUGUGGAAGGUGCUGAUCGGGGCCACGGAUCUGGCUAAGCCGGGCCCCAAGGCCGAGGUGUUCCAGAUCAAGCAGAUCCUGGUGCACAAUGGCUACGUGGCCGCCACGGCCAGGAGCAACAUUGACCUCCUGAGGAUGGACCAGCCCGUGGAGUGCAGCGACUACAUCCAGCUGGGCUGUGUGCCCGACAGCUCCCUGGCAGUGCCCGAGCUGAAAACCUGCUACAUUGCGGGCUGGAGAGCCACCCCGGGCAGCGCCCGGAGCCCACGCCUGGUGCUGCAGGAGGCCAAGGUGCGGCUCAUGGACGUCCAGCUUUGCAACAGCAGCCGCUGGUACGGGGGGGCCGUGCACCCCCAGGACCUGUGCGCGGGGUACCCGCGGGGCGGCAUCGACACCUGCCAGGGGGACAUCGGGGGACCUCUGGUCUGCAAGGACAACGUUGGUGACUACUUCUGGCUGGUGGGACUGGCCAGCUGGGGCCGAGGCUGUGCCGGGGCCAAGCGACCCGGGGUGUUCACCUCCACCCAGCACUUCCACACCUGGAUCCAGGUGCAGAUGGGAUUGCUCCCACCAGGAACUGAUGUUCCUCCUGCAGAGCCCUUCCCACUGCCACCCCCGGAACCAGAGGAAGAGCCUGAGCUGGACUCAGAUUUGAGCGAUCUGGAGAAUCCCAACCCAGAACCAGAGGAUUCUACGGUGAUUUCAUUCCAACAACAAAUCCUGGGGAAAUUCCUGAAUCUGGUGCUGGAGCUCCUGCAGUUCCUGAAGGGAUGGAAGGUGCUGAUCGGGGCCACGGAUCUGGCUAAGCCGGGCCACAAGGCCGAGGUGUUCCAGAUCAAGCAGAUCCUGGUGCACAAUGGCUACGUGGCCGCCACGGCCAGGAGCAACAUUGACCUCCUGAGGAUGGACCAGCCCGUGGAGUGCAGCGACUACAUCCAGCUGGGCUGUGUGCCCGACAGCUCCCUGGCAGUGCCCGAGCUGAAAACCUGCUACAUUGCGGGCUGGAGAGCCACCCCGGGCAGCGCCCGGAGCCCACGCCUGGUGCUGCAGGAGGCCAAGGUGCAGCUCAUGGACGACCUGUGCGCGGGGUACCCGCGGGGCGGCAUCGACACCUGCCAGGGGGACAUCGGGGGACCUCUGGUCUGCAAGGACAACGUUGGUGACUACUUCUGGCUGGUGGGACUGGCCAGCUGGGGCCGAGGCUGUGCCGGGGCCAAGCGACCCGGGGUGUUCACCUCCACCCAGCACUUCCACACCUGGAUCCAGGUGCAGAUGGGAUUGCUCCCACCAGGAACUGAUGUUCCUCCUGCAGAGCCCUUCCCACUGCCACCCCCGGAACCAGAGGAAGAGCCUGAGCCGGACUCAGAUUUGAGCGAUCUGGAGAAUCCCAACCCAGAACCAGAGGAUUCUACGGUGCUGAUCGGGGCCACGGAUCUGGCUAAGCCGGGCCCCAAGGCCGAGGUGUUCCAGAUCAAGCAGAUCCUGGUGCACAAUGGCUACGUGGCCGCCACGGCCAGGAGCAACAUUGACCUCCUGAGGAUGGACCAGCCCGUGGAGUGCAGCGACUACAUCCAGCUGGGCUGUGUGCCCGACAGCUCCCUGGCAGUGCCCGAGCUGAAAACCUGCUACAUUGCGGGCUGGAGAGCCACCCCGGGCAGCGCCCGGAGCCCACGCCUGGUGCUGCAGGAGGCCAAGGCCACCAUGCCCUACACAUGGAACCGGCCCCUGUGUAACAUCAGCCUGGCCUGGUGGCACCAUGGGCACUGCCAGGGCGGUGGGCACCAGAGGUGA